This is a messenger RNA of Mus caroli (Ryukyu mouse), 648 nucleotides long. The record is from RefSeq and is a predicted model, not a curated record. Lineage: Eukaryota; Metazoa; Chordata; Mammalia; Rodentia; Muridae.
UUUGCUGGAGGUACCUGCCUGUAAGGAGUCCUGCUUUGUCACCAUGGAAGCUUGGCUGGGCAGCCUCUUAUUCCUUGCUACCAUGGUGAUAGCAUCCAAAGCAGUAUGUUCUAUUGAAAAUCGUGAGAUAUUUCCAAAUCAAAUGUCUGAUGACUGCAUGGAUGCUGAUGGUAACAAGCAUUUCCUCAACACUCCCUGGAAGAAGAACUGCACGUGGUGUUCAUGUGACAAAACCUCAAUCACCUGCUGUACCAACGCUACUAAGCCUUUGAGCUAUGACAAAGACAACUGUGUCGUACAAUUCCACUCAGAGAACUGCACCUACAGUGUGGUGGAUCGGAAGAACCCAGGAAAGACCUGUCGAGUUGACAGCUGGACAGUGUAAAUGUGCUUCGUGUGGGCCCAAAAGUGGAGCAACAUUUGAACCUUAUAUGAUUUAAAUUUACCAAUCAUAUGCUUGCAAGGAGGUGGCCUGUAAUCCCAGCACUCGGAAGGCAGAGGCAGCAUAUCUUGAAAAACUCAAAUAAAUAAAAAAACAAAUAAGUAAACAAGUUUGCCAACCAUAUUUGUAUUAACUUAAUGCAUGUUAUACAACCAAACAAAUCAACCCAACAAUACCAGGUACCAGUUACAGCAUCUUUCCUGAGC